This is a messenger RNA of Metopolophium dirhodum (rose-grain aphid), 5408 nucleotides long. It is a transcript of the gene alpha-Man-IIb, whose product is annotated as alpha-mannosidase 2. The transcript is spliced from 6 exons. Gene Ontology annotation, biological process: protein deglycosylation; N-glycan processing; mannose metabolic process. Lineage: Eukaryota; Metazoa; Arthropoda; Insecta; Hemiptera; Aphididae. Gene Ontology annotation, cellular component: Golgi membrane. Bases 379 to 3825 code for a protein of 1148 amino acids. The record is from RefSeq and is a predicted model, not a curated record. Gene Ontology annotation, molecular function: alpha-mannosidase activity; carbohydrate binding.
CUCAGUCUCGUUCGACAACGUGUGCCGUCCGGUCGUCUCUCGUGCGUCGCGUCGCGUCCCGUCGAAUCCCCGUCGUCGAGUUCAAACCGAAAAUUUAACGUCGCGAUACCCGAAAUAACAAUUAUUGCAUUGAUAUUUGGACAUUUUUCUCGUUCGCCGGUCGUCAUCCAAAGGUGAAACGCGUUAUAACCGAAAAACAAACCGACAAUAUUAUUAUUAAUUUAUUACGUGUACCUACGGGUGAGUUUCGCACGUGCAGCAGACAUCGCUCGGUCAUCGUCGUCGUCCUCCGUGUGCACCAACCGGCCACGCGCUGAUAGCGGUAUAGCCGCCGCGGCCGAAGCGCAUGGUGGUCGUCGUCCGACACGAACCGUGGACAUGAACGGCGGUCGAGUGGCCAAGCGGCUGCUGGCCGUCGUGCUGGCCCUCAGCACGCUGGUCACGCUGGGCUUCUACUACAACGGCUUGUCGUCCGGCGUCGGCGUCGGUGGCGGCGGUCGCGCGGACGACCGGCCACAACCGGCCGCGUUACUGCCGGCCAUCGGGUGGCCGCAGCGGCCCGAGGACGAUUCAGCAGCCAACGACGUCGCGGCACCGUCCGGGCACAGGAAGCGGCCGGGCGUCGCGCCGCAACACCACCGGGUCGUGCCGAUGACGGCCACCGUGGACAGAGACACGUGCCCGGUUCUGGGGCUGGCCAACACCACCAUCGACACGGCGGCGGAGUUUACGCGAUUCGAGUUCCAGCCUUAUUGGAUGAAAAGUAAAGAAUAUUGGAACAACAGUUUCGAUGAACGUUACAAGAAACUCCACGAAGACGUUAUCAAUAAAAAACGACUUCCACUCAAGAUUAUCGUCGUGCCCCACUCGCACAACGACCCGGGAUGGCUGAGAACGUUCGAGGGCUACUAUCACUUGCAGACGAGCAAAGUGCUCAACUACAUGGUGGAAAAAAUGACAGUAUUAAAAAACAUGACGUUCGUCUGGUCCGAGAUAUCGUUUUUGGCGCUGUGGUGGGAAAGCGCACAUCCGACGAAAAAGAAAGUGGUCCAGCGGUUAUUGGCGGAAGGACGUUUGGAGAUCACCACCGGAGGAUGGGUGAUGACUGACGAGGCUACAACUCACAUCUACGCCAUGUUGGACCAAUUGAUCGAAGGUCACCAAUGGGUGAAGAACAACCUCGGAGUGAACAUCAAGACCGGAUGGUCAGUGGACCCGUUUGGACACGGUCCAACGGUGCCGUAUCUGCUGAAAAAGUCCGAGGUCACCGGCGGAACGGUCAUCCAGCGUUUGCACUACGCGUGGAAGGAAUGGUUUGCAAGGACGCAAAACGGCGAUUUCAUGUGGAGGCAGAACUGGGACCGGACCGGUCACACCGACACCUUGGUUCACAACAUGCCGUUUUCCAUAUACUCGAUAAGGAGCUCUUGCGGUCCUCAUCCGCAGGUGUGCAUCAAUUACGACUUUCGAAAGGUGCCCGGCGAGUUUACCGACUACUCGGAACUGGCGGUUUUCAUAGACGACCAGAACGUGAAGCAGAAGGCCGACGUGCUGAUGGACCAAUACGGCCGAACGGCUUCAGUGUCGCCGUACAACGUGGCUCUGAUACCGCUGGGAGACGACUUCCGGUACGACCACGACACCGAGUGGGACCAGCAGUACACCAACUACAUGAAGCUGUUCGACUUCAUAAACGCCAACAAGGAGAGAUACCAUGGGGCGGAAGUGGGUUUCGGCACGCCGUCGGAUUUCUUCCGGGCUCUGAGGGCGAGGAGCGACGGCCAGUUCCCCACGUUGCGCGGCGAUUUUUUCGUCUAUAGCGACGUGUUCUCCGAGGGCCGGCCGGCCUACUGGAGCGGAUACUACACGACCCGGCCGUACUGGAAGGUGCUGGACCGGGAGCUGGAGAGCAAGCUCAGGUCGACGGAAAUCCUGUACACGUUUGCCGUCAACGACGCCCGGCGGAAGAAGCUCCAGACGGUCAGGCUGCUGGAGCGUAACUACGAGAAACUGACCAGGGCCAGACAGAAUUUGGCGCUAUUCCAGCACCACGACGCCAUAACGGGCACGUCCAAGGCGUUCGUGAUGAACGACUAUGCGCUGAAGCUGUUCGAGGGCAUCCAAAACUGCGCAUCGAUCCAAAGCUACGCGGUCCAGUGUCUGCUGUCCAAGGCCGGCGACUCGGGCGCACCGCUGUCUGCGAAAAUAGUCGUGCCCGACAGCGACCGACAGACCUACGACCAGCCGACGUACAGGCUGGCGUUGAACAUCGACAAGUCUCGGCCCCGAAACGUGAUCGUGUUCAACCCGCUCGCCCGCCGGAAAACUGAACCCAUCAAGGUCUUGGUAUCGGAACCCAACGUCCGGGUGGUGGACAGCGACGGGUCAGUCGUCCGGCACCAGAUAAACCCCGUGUGGAACCUGAGCGAAACGGCCGAGCAGCCGUUGACCAUGUCCAAGGUGUGCUUCGAGCUGCUGUUCGUCGCCGUGCUGGAACCGUUGAGCCUGACCACGUUUACCAUCCAAAAGGCGCCGAACCCGGAAGGCCUGGCGCUGGUCUACUGCAAAAACUGUGCCGGACACUCCGUGUUCACCGUCAACCCCAUGAGGCUCGGCGACGUCCAGCUGGAGAACGAUCACAUUCAGGUGCUGUUCGAUGGCAAGACGGGCCUGUUGACGUCGAUCGUGGACAAGGGCUCGGGCGUGUCGCAGUACGUGAACAUCGACUUCGCGGCUUACCAAGCGGCACAACUACACAGUGGCGCGUACCUGUUCAUGCCUGACCCGAACCUGCGGGACACCGAGAAGAAGGUGCUGGACGACUACCCCGGCCCGUCGACAGUGAUCAUAACGUCCGGACCGAUAUCGUCCGAAAUCACGGUCGUCUAUGGUAUAGUAACGCACAGGGUGCGACUGUACCAUGGCAAGGGUGUGGAGAGCAAGGGCCUGUACGUGGAGAACGUGGUGGACUUCAAACAGCCGCCCAAGAAUCGGGAGACGGAGCUGUUCAUGCGGUUGUCGUCGGGCAUCGCCAACGGUGAACCGGCGGUCAUCUACACGGACUCUAACGGGUUCCAGAUGCAGAAGCGAGUGACGGUGAAGCGGGUGGGCAUCGAGGGCAACUACUAUCCGACUACGACGACCGCGUACAUCGAGGACGACCGGCACCGGCUGACCGUGCUGGUGAACCACGCUCAGGGCGCCGCUGGAUGGGAGCCGGGCCGGAUCGAGCUGAUGCUGGACCGUCGGACGCUAUACGACGACUCGAGGGGUAUGGGCGAGGGGGUGGUUGACAACAAGCCAACGCUCACCAAGUACUGGAUACUGCUGGAGACGGUGUCGGACGACGGAAGCGGCUCGAAGGGCGGCGACCGGGUGUCCAACCCCAGCCUGGUGGCCAAUCAGCUGUCCGAGAGCCUGCUGUACCCGGCCGACGUGUUCGUCGUCGAGCCGGACGCCGAACACCACCUCCGCCCCGGACUGGCCAUGAUCGACAGGCCGGUACCGUGUGACGUGCACCUGAUGAACUUCCGGACCAACACCGACCCGGUGUUCCAGCAGUUCCCGUCGCCGUCUGCACUCAUGGUGCUGCACCGGAAGGGCUACGACUGCCGGGUGGACAAGGGCUACCGGAUACCCGAUUGUCAGCUCAGGCGGGACAGGGGCGUGUUCGACCCGGGCACCGCGUUCGCCGGGCUCGACCGCCUGCAGAUCGCCAGGACCACGGUCACCGGUAUGCAUCCGAUGGAAGCCGUCGACCGACUCGACCAAGUGGAGGUGGCCUCCAUGGAGUUGGCCGUGUUCAACGUCACGUUUGUCGAUUGAACGAGUCACUCCUCGCACUCGCGUUCCCACACAAUUAAUAUUAUAAUAUGUUUGUAAAUUCUGUCCGUGACCAAAUUUCUAGAACCUCGCGCCGUGUUACGAUAACGAAAACUGGUAUAAUCGACAAUAUUACAUUUGUAUCACGUACUUUUAUACAGUAUGAGCAAGGCCGUAUUUGGGGGAGGGGAGUUAAUGAUUACCUCUCCCUAAAUUGUUCUUGGAUUAAACAUCUCAUGUUCAAAUUUAUACUCAGUUUUUUUAAAAAAUAAUAUUUCAUAACACCCCAACUCUCGGAAAAUUUGUUCGGAAUGCGGCCUUGAGUACGAAUCGUUUCUGAAACCACUGCUAACUAUAAAUGUUAUGUAUUAUAAUAUUAUUACUUAUUAUAUUUUUUUUUUUUUUCACUCCAGUUUAUCGUUAUAUCUAUUACAAUACAGUAUGGUAGGUGUAUACGAUACUAUUAUUAUAUUUUAUAAUCGACACGAUUGUACAAUUAGGUAUUAAUUUUUAAGUUUCUCACGCGUCGACAGCUGGCAGCAGGUUGUUUAUGGGGAUAUGCGGAUCAUAUAGGCGCAAUUUGGACAACUGAUUUGGGGGGGAGUGGGGGAUUUAUAAAAUCAAUACAGACCCGCAUAAUUUUUUUUAUUGGGUGGACCUAUGAAUGAAUAUAUUUAAAAACGUAGGGGGGCUAAGCCCCUCUAGAACCCCGCCCCCCACCCCAAAUUUUUCCUAUCCGCACCGACACGAUACUCUUCCGUACUAGAAAAUUCGUUUUUCGCAGACACUUAGGGUGAAAACGACGCGCGAAUACGUAAUACGUUCACAAAGUUUUUGCCACGCAGAUGUGAAAUAUAUAGAUAAACGUAAGCGAUUAUAAUAUCGUUAAAUGACGUUAUCGUUGUUUGUAAAAGAAAAAAUAUAAUAUGUUAGCUUAAAACUUGUAUAACAUUAUUUUCUCGCGACAUUAUAUUAUUAUUAAACCUAUAAUGUAUAUUUUGAAUUUAUAAUUUGUUGACAAAUACUAAAAAUAUCAAAUCAAAUGUAACGCAUUAUUAUUAUUAUUGUAUGUUACGGAUAUUAUCACUGCAUAACGUAUAUAAUAAUAUUGCAUAAAUGUUGUGUAUAAUAUUGUUUUUUUUUUUUUUUUACCUUUUAGAAAUUAUGGAAAUGUUUUUAUUUCUAGUCACAUGUCUUACGCAAAACUCAACGAUAAACAUUAUAUUAUUAUUAUUGUGUAUACUGUAAUUGCCGUUCAUUUUAAAGUUAUUGUGUUUGUUUAUUAUUUGGCUAUUACAUUGGAGCAUUGGCAAUAUCAUAAUACUAUUAUUAAGUUUAAGCACUGUUUUUACGUAUUAUACUUUUCAUUUUUCGUUACGAUAAACGGAAAUUAGGUGUGUCAUAUACUCAUAUACAAAUAAGUAAUUUUUACUAUAAGUAGUGUAAUAUAUUAUAUUGUAUGUUAUUUUUUAUAAAUAUUAAAAAAAUACCCAUGUGUUAAUAAAUAUUGUUAACUUAUAUUUAGACUGUAGGGAUAUUGUGAUAUAAUAUUAUAAAUGGAUCGGUGUUUAUUGAUAAUAAUAAAA